Messenger RNA from Arthroderma uncinatum, 1827 nucleotides. RefSeq lists its product as uncharacterized. Bases 1 to 1827 code for a protein of 608 amino acids. NCBI's taxonomy places the organism in Eukaryota, Fungi, Ascomycota, Eurotiomycetes, Onygenales, Arthrodermataceae. The record is from RefSeq and is a predicted model, not a curated record. The transcript is spliced from 6 exons.
AUGAAGUUGUUUUCUCUCUCCUUGCUAGCAAUAUCUGCAUUCUGCUAUCCUUCUACAUCGGCUGCAUACAAACAAACUUCCACAAAGGAUGUGGUGAACUCCUGGGAAUCCGUUCAAGCAAGACAUCUCUCUCCAGCAUACCCUCAAGGUGGUCUUAGGAAACGCCGUCCAGGUUCUAUACUGCAAAAGGAGGCAAGCCUUGAUUUCGUUGACCAUACCGCUCACCUUACCGCACGCUCAAAUGAUCCCGUCUUCGUAACGAACUUGAACGUGGGGAGCCAACACCCGAUUCUUUUGCUGGAAGAUCUAGAGGAUGGGCUUCACGAUAUCAGCUGCUCCGAGUCGGGUAUCAAACUCUCCUUUGAUUCCGCCGAAUAUAUGGAAGCAGUUAGUGAAGAGUUGAUGGGUAUUGGGGAGUUUGUUGCUAUCUCUUCGCACUUAGAUUGCAACGAGGAUGAGCAGCGAGCACCGCAUAUGAUCACCAAAGUUACCGUGGACAAAGCGAACAACACCAUUACGCUUUCGCGGACAGAUACUCGGUGGGAGGAUGCACUCUCAACCAUCGAUGUCUCCUUCUCUCGUAAGAGACAGAGUAAUGUCGUCAGGCGCAGUCAAAAACCCAACAACUCCAUCAAGCGCAGAUAUGAAUCCUCUACUGCCUCCUCAACUCCCACGAUGCAAUUCCCAUCUGUGCCUUCGUAUGCACCCAACUAUCCUACCACAAACAAGAUUAAUGUUAGCUACAAGAACAAGACAUUAGUCCCGCCAGGGAUACCUGGUGCAAGCCUGAUCGGGUUGCCUGAAGGAAUCACCCUAUCUUGCAAGGACUGUACUCUUAGCGGAGGCCUAGAACUUUCGGAUGGCUCGUUCAGGCUCAACCGUUCAAAGACAGAUAUUGGCAGCACCCUCCAAUUCAUUGCCGAGGGUGAGGUUGCACUGGAUGUUAGUGGAAUAUUCGCUCGCAUGGAGCUCGAAUUGGCUCUCGACGCGGGCAAGGAAUUGCUCAACUUUUCGGCACCGUUUCCAUCUAUCCCCCUUACUCCCUUUGCGGUUCCUGGUAUCGUUCAAUUCGGAGCUAUUUUCACCCCACAAGUCUCGGUAUCGGUUACCUUGAGCCAACCCAUGAACUUUAGUUAUGGGCUCGAAGUACUGGUUCCAAAGGACUCAAGUUUUAAUAUCAACCUUAACGAAAUUAAAAAUUCGACAGCCGAAGGAUUCGAAUACACUAAAUUCACCGAGAUACCCUUCCAGUCCUCUCACGGUAUCACCGAUCUUACCUUUGCCGUCAGCUUUUCACCACAAAUCCUUUUGGGUAUUGGCUCCCCCACAGGCCAACUCAAGGGCGGCGCCGGCGUAACCUUCAACAUGCCGCAUGCAUCAGUGAAGCUCAGCCAACUAGACGGAGUUGACGAGAACUGUGAAACGGUCGCUCAAGUUCCCGGCAACCAAGAAGGCAAGAAGAAGGAAGGCGGCAGUCUCCUUGACAGCCUUGUUGGCAACUUCACCAACGUUGUGCCGAAACUUGAUUUCAGCGUUGUCCCUUUUAUUGAACUAGGGAUUCGGUUACCUAAUCUCGACGUGGUUCGGUAUCAAGAAACGACCGUUGCGGCUACGCAAUACAGCCUACCGACGGCGUGUUUGGCGUUUGAUAAGAGGAUGAGCACGUACGGUGCCCCAAGCCAGGUUUUGGCUACCACGACGGCCGGGUCGACGGGGACGGCUCUUCCCGACAAGAAGAAGGCAGCUGCUGUGCAAGUCAGUAUGACCAGUGGAUGGAUAUCAUUAUACGCAUGCCUGGCAGUGGCAGCGAUAUUUACUGCCCUGUAG